Molecule: messenger RNA, 472 nt
Organism: Balearica regulorum gibbericeps (East African grey crowned-crane)
Lineage: Eukaryota; Metazoa; Chordata; Aves; Gruiformes; Gruidae
Source: RefSeq, a predicted model, not a curated record
AUGGCAUCUGCUCAAGAUUCCAAAUAUGUCCAGAAAGAUACAUCUGAUCAGAACUUUGAUUACAUGUUCAAACUGCUCAUUAUCGGCAACAGCAGUGUUGGGAAAACCUCCUUUCUGUUCCGAUAUGCUGAUGAUUCCUUUACGUCUGCAUUUGUAAGCACGGUUGGGAUUGAUUUCAAAGUAAAAACAGUUUUCAAAAAUGAAAAAAGAAUUAAGCUACAGAUUUGGGACACAGCAGGUCAGGAGAGAUACAGAACAAUCACCACAGCUUACUACCGGGGUGCAAUGGGCUUCAUUUUAAUGUAUGACAUCACAAAUGAAGAGUCUUUCAAUGCUGUGCAGGAUUGGUCAACUCAAAUCAAAACAUACUCUUGGGAUAAUGCCCAGGUUAUUCUGGUCGGUAACAAAUGUGACAUGGAGGAUGAACGGGUAAUCUUCACCGAGAGAGGGAAACAUUUAGCAGAGCAACUUG